CCUAUAACAGGAGCCACCAAAGCCUUCGAGUCUACCCAGCCAGAGGCAGUUAGGGCCGAUUAAGACAGGGCUCGAGCCAUGAGGUAAUGCAUUUGGUGCUGCUCAUCGCACACUCGUGCCCGCUGGACUCUGUAAUCAGCCUCAUUCCGCCCACAAUUUAGGUAUCUGUGUCAAACCACUCUAGCAAUCGCAGCUACUUCUAGAAACAUCUUCUGGAAACACAACUGCAACAGUUCAGACUCUUUCAUUUCGAUUCUUCCCACGACUGACUGAUAAGUCAGGCCCUUCUCUGGCUACGUCUACGAUUCCUGCACGCCUGACGCCGGACAUACAUCAACCCCCACCAUGCCUAUAUCCUACGACAAAUGGGACAAGCUCGAAGUCUCAGACGAUUCCGACGUUGAGGUACACCCAAAUGUCGAUACCAAGAGUUUCAUUCGAGCGAAGCAACGACAGAUCCACGAACAACGCGCCCAACGGAAGCAUGAAAUUGAAACCCUCAAGUACGAACGAAUUGUCAAUGAUGGAUUAUUAGAACGAAUCAAUGCUCUGCUGGAUGCGCUCAAAAAGCAUCAGGACGAAGCUGCAACGAAGAAUCCUGAGGAGCUUGUCUUCCAGUCUUUGAUUGAAAGCGCCGGCGAUCCUGCCAAAGAUGAGCCGCCCAGGCCACCGGAAGGUGUGUAUACACACCAGAAAGAGCCGCAGCCAAGGUACUCCAAGAUGAUGGGUGCCCUUGUGGAUCAAGUCAAGAAGGAGGUAGACGAGAAAAACUCCUCCGACAGAUACAAUGACUUUGUCGUAGGAGUCAACGGCCACCUAACCAAGGUCCAACAAUUGCAGCAAGAACUACUGAAGAGAUUGGCAGAACUCGAGAAGGAGGCGACCGCAAAGAUCACGAGUGAAGAUAUUCACGAGGGAUUUAGUUAUUCUUCCGUCAACAAGUCUAAAGCCAAGACCACCUCAACAGAGAAGCCGAAGCAAAGCAACAAGACUGAGUCUGUGGAGCUGCUGAACGCACCCACAGGCCUGAGCUCUAAGACCAGGGAUGCUCUCAAGUCACCAGAUGAGGGCAUUUCGUCUGGUGCCGAGGCGGACAUCGAAGAUGACGCACUCCUCCAACAACAUGAAGAUGCGGAAGAUGAGACCAGUAUCAAGCUUUCCCCCGAGGGAAAGAAGUUCGCGAAGAUCAAGCUGGGCGACUACAGAGCAUGCCUGCACUACAUCUCGGAACAUCCAGAAAUUGUCAAUGAGCGAACACAAGAUGGAUUGAUGAUCGAAGCCUUCAAUGCACAAAUGAAAGGCCAAGACGACUACGCAAAAGGCUGCGUACAUCAGAGCUUGUUGAUCCAAUAUUGUCGUCAACUGGGUCGUGAUGGCGUCGGCGUAUUCUUCAAGCGCAUCACCACGAAAGGCCACCAAGCUCAACAAGUCUUUACCAAGGACCUGGCGGAGACGUACGAGCGGAUCAAGACCCGAGCAGCAGAGCUCAGCAAGGAGGAAGGCACAGACCCGGCGGGUGUGGAACAGAUCCAGUUGCAUGCGGUCGAGCCUGGCACCGAGAUCCACAUCAACGUGCCACAAGCUGGAUCGGAGGAUCCCGUCGAGCAGCAAUCCCGGGAGAUUUUUGAGAGGUUCCCACCUGGCCUCCAGCGUGCUCUGGAAAGUGGUAGCCUUGACGAGGUGAAUGUCGUGCUGGGCAAAAUGAGUGUGGACGAGGCCGAAGAGAUCGUGGAGCUCUUGGGACAAGGAGGCAUGUUGAGUCUGCAAGAAGGUGUCAUUGACGCGACCAACGAAGAGGGUCAAAAGAGAUUGAAGGAGAUAGAAGAAGAAGAAAGACGGAGAAAGGCAGCAGAGGAAGGUGAACCUGGUGAGGCCGUAGACGCAUGAGAGAUGAGUUAACCCGGAUAAUUUUGACCAUUACCUACCUACUUUCAAAGUGUGUGUGUUUGUGUCUGCCAGAACACGAAGGCUGCAGGAAAUGAAGCGAUGCAAGAAAAUCAAACUGACCCGAUGUCGCUAUCGCCUUCAGAGUACAGCUUGCGAAACUGAUCUGAAUUUAAUGAACUGCAAACAUUUCCAGACGAUUGUUCUUUAGUAGAGUACGUUGACACUGGACUUGGCUUAAAUCAUCUUCUCUCGAAAGCCCAACCCACCUGAAAGAAGAUGUACAGAGUACGUUGUGAUCACUUGGGAAGCCGCCUCACCUCUAGGUACCUGUAUACUAUGUACUUACGUACGGAAUCGUUCCAUUUUUAAUCCAUG
Exophiala oligosperma is the source of this 2262-nucleotide messenger RNA. RefSeq lists its product as uncharacterized. The record is from RefSeq and is a predicted model, not a curated record. Gene Ontology annotation, molecular function: protein kinase binding; heat shock protein binding; protein-folding chaperone binding. Gene Ontology annotation, cellular component: cytoplasm. The coding region runs from base 346 to 1887 and encodes 513 amino acids. The transcript has a single exon. Lineage: Eukaryota; Fungi; Ascomycota; Eurotiomycetes; Chaetothyriales; Herpotrichiellaceae. Gene Ontology annotation, biological process: protein stabilization; protein folding.